Schistosoma intercalatum is the source of this 1593-nucleotide messenger RNA. NCBI's taxonomy places the organism in Eukaryota, Metazoa, Platyhelminthes, Trematoda, Strigeidida, Schistosomatidae. The record is from the annotation of a GenBank genome assembly.
GCUGAUUUGGCGGCAUAAAUGAGUCAAGGUCGGGGCUUGAAAGACCAGUAUGGAGUGCCUGAGUUCAGAAUCGAGCGCAGUUUGUGACAAUCAAGCUACCAAUAACAUCAGAAAUUCCAAACCUAAAAGCGAUGCAUCUAAGAAAAAGAAAACAUCCAAAAAGUCUCAUCACCAUUGCAGUCACAAACAAAACAAUAAUGAUUGCUGCAAAACUGCUUGUAAACCCGACGUUCUACGAAAUCUUUCAACCGUAAUUCAAAACUGGAAGUUGGGUGAUAAAGCUCCAUGCCACAAAACAGCAAAUAUUGAAAGCACUUUUAAAAACAUUGAGAAACGAAUCAUUCAUGGAAGUGUUGAGAAAGUUUCACCUGAUUGUCAGGCUCCUGGAGGUGGACUAGCUUACCCUAAAGAGACCAAGUUUAUUUUUCAUUACCAAAUUCGUAAACUGGAUGAAGACCGUACCGUGAUUGAUGAUACCCGUAGGUAUGGAAAAACGAUGGAGGUGUACUCGGGAAAAGAAUUCCAACUGGAGUUUUGGGAACAAUGUUUAGGAACUAUGUUGCCUGGUGAAGUUUCAUCAUUUGUUGUACCACCUGAAAAAUUGGCUUCAUUUCCAGCUGUAAAUAAAAAACUGCGUGAUUACAUGUUAAAUAAAAAAGAUCAUUCUGCAAAACACUGUUGUGGAUUAAUGAGCUUACAAGAGCAAGGUGGUUUGGGCUAUCCAGAUCUGGACGAGUUGAUGAUGAAACCUGAAGCACUUGAAUUUAUUUUUGAUUUAGUUAAAGUUGAAAUUCCAGGCACUGGUAGUCGUAAAGAAACAUGGAUAAUGACGCCUGAAGAGAAAUUGGAAACUGUACCAGUUUUACGUGAAGAAGGUAAUCAGUUGUAUAAUCGUGGGGAAUAUAAUAAGGCUGCUGCAUGUUAUAGUGAAGCGUUAGGCAUUUUAGAACAAUUAGUUUUACGAGAAAAACCAGGAGAACCUGAGUGGCUUGUAUUGGACAAGUUACAAAUACCACUAUUCGUUAAUCUUGCACAAUGUCAAUUUAAAGAAAAAGACUAUUAUGCUGUGAUAAAAAAUACUACUGAAGCCUUAUCACGAGAUCCUACAAAUGUAAAAGCACUUUAUCGCAGGUCUAAGGCGUAUAUAGAAACUUGGGACUUUGAUCUAGCUGCUGAGGAUCUACGUAAGCUAGCCAUUUGUCGUCCGGAAAUGAAGAACACAGUCGAAAAUGAACUAAACAUUAUCGAGGCUAAACGUGUCAACGAAGAAAUCAAAGGAAGACAAAAACUAGCUGGGAAACUCUUCGCUUGUCCAAAAUCAGUCGCAGAAUCAAAUAUAUUAUAAUGUAUCAUAAUAAAUUCAGAAAUAUUCAUGUCAGUAUUAUAUGUACUUUGAAUAUCUGAAAAUGGAUUCAAGGUUUGUGCAUUUAUGAUGGAACAGUCGUAUUUUUUUUCUGCGUCUAUAUAUUUCCAUCUUAAAUAUCUUGACUGUGAUAUAACUACUUGCAUCAGUAGCUUUUUUUCAUUUCAUAUGUGGAUUUUCUUUUGAUUGUAUGUACCCAUUAUAUUGUAAAUACUAUGUUGAAAAUGAAA